GGCUAGUUUGCAUGUAUAUAAGUCCCAUAUAAUCCCGCUGUCUCUAUCAGCCCAAUUUUCAAACCAUCAUCAGCUCCUAGACUUUUACCGCCCUUCCAAGAACUGUUUCCCAUCCUCCUUCACCUACUCCGUACGCAACCAUGCCUGAUAACUUCCGCUACUCGUCCGUAGAUGGUGUGCCGGACCCGUCACGAAGGGCCGCAGCCCCUGUCCACUCGUACAACCGUGGUUCGGACGUCUUUGAUUUCAAUGAUGCCUCUCAAUUUGCACCAACCCUGCCGAAUGAUGGCCCAUAUCCUCGAAGCCCUAGUCACAUGAUGCCAUCCUACGGCUUUGCUGCCUGGGGCAAUCCCAGUCAACCAUCUGGCCCCGAGUCGAUGCAACACGCCGCUCGAUUUCCCUCUCAAGCAAAUGGGGGCUAUGUUGACGCAGACCUCGAUGCUCUUGCACCGCCCUUCAACGGCAGCGCACAGUUGUUGCCCAUGAGCUUCGAGCAGGAACCCCAAGCGUAUACCUACCUUGGGUCUUCAGCCUCUGCUCAAGAUGGCUACUCCCCUGCCAACCCUGCACGGGACGCUGUUCAUGCCGGCCAAGUGACCCAAGUGCACAACCGUCCAAUCCUCGAGCAAGGGGCACUGGAAGACAAGUGCGUGUGCCUGUGGAAGGACUGCCCCCACCAGAGGCCGUUCAACCGCAAAGCAGACGUAUUACGACACGUCAAGGAGUUUCAUCUAUCGAUCAAAGACAAAUGUGUCGACCCCGAUUGCCCCAAGGAAUCCCCCAGGAGGGAGAGGAUGAAGGAGCAUAUCAAGAAGGUUCAUCCGUCGUUGGCGCAAAUAUUGGAGAAUUACGUAGCGCUACUUGAAUAG
Molecule: messenger RNA, 869 nt
Organism: Aspergillus melleus
Lineage: Eukaryota; Fungi; Ascomycota; Eurotiomycetes; Eurotiales; Aspergillaceae
Exons: 2
Coding region: 141-869 (242 amino acids)
Source: RefSeq, a predicted model, not a curated record